GUGAGCGCGGAGGCCUCUGUACGCUUGCGCCGGCGUUGCCGGGCACCCGCCGGCAAAAGAACAACGUUGGCAAGGGGUGGGGGCCGCGGGGACUCCGGAAGGCCACCCUUUACCCGGAAAUGGUUGUACAGGAACAUGGCGUUGCUGGUGCGAGUCCUUAACCGGAUUAACAUUUCCCCAUGGGUUCCAGUAUGCAGCCGAUUGGUACCUAUGUCGUCUACACAGGGACAGUGGGGCAGGGCUCUGUCUGGUACUUUCCAGUGGCCUCAGAUGAGCCAGUCCCUGGAAUGUGGUGGAUCAGAACAGAUUCCUGGGAUAGAUGUUCAGUGGAGUAGGAAGUAUCACACCACAAGUAAGCUUUCUACUACCAAGGAUUCCCCACAGCCUGUUGAGGAGAAGGUCGGUGCCUUCACGAAGAUAAUAGAAGCUAUGGGAUUUACAGGACCUUUGAAAUACAGUAAAUGGAAGAUUAAGAUUGCAGCCCUGCGCAUGUAUACUAGCUGUGUGGAGAAAACUGACUUCGAGGAAUUCUUUCUAAGGUGUCAGAUGCCUGAUACAUUCAAUUCAUGGUUUCUUAUAACUCUACUUCACGUCUGGAUGUGUCUAGUCCGAAUGAAGCAGGAAGGCCGGAGUGGGAAAUACAUGUGUCGGAUCAUAGUUCAUUUUAUGUGGGAGGAUGUUGAGCAGCGUGGCAGAGUCAUGGGGGUUAAUUCUUAUAUCCUGAAGAAGAACAUGAUCCUUAUGACAAAUAAUUUCUAUGCAGCAAUCUUGGGAUAUGAUGAGGGGAUCCUUUCAGAUGACCAUGGGCUGGCUGCUGCACUCUGGAGGACCUUCUUCAACCAGAAAUGUGAAGACCCCCGGCAGCUUGAAUUGUUGGUGGAGUAUGUGAGGAAACAGAUGCAGUACUUGGACUCCAUGAAUGGGGAGGAUCUGCUGCUGACAGGGGAGGUGAGCUGGCGCCCUCUUGUGGAGAAGAAUCCUCAGAGCAUCCUGAGGCCUCAUUCCCCGAGUUAUAACGACGAGGGUCUCUGAUGGGCUGAUGUCUCUGCACAGCUGGCCAGCUGGCUUUGAGGAACUGCCAGGAGAGAGGUGCUUGUUUGGCUCAGAACCCUGCAGAAAGUGGCCUGAACUGACCUGUGAACAGCAUCUGUCAAAUACCUGGCCCCAUUUGCAUUGAUUUUCCUCUUAGUAUGCCCAGGAGUCUGACCUGGUGGGGUACAAUGCUGGGAAAACCCUUAGCUCUUCUGAGGUAUGUUCCCCCUCAGGAGAAGCCUGGAGUGAGAGCUCCCCAGCACACUCUUCUCUGGUCCCCUCCAGUAACGAUGUGAUUGACAGCUUUCCCCAAAGGCCGCAGAGGGAUGGGGAUAGGUUAGCAAGGGGACACUUCCACCAAGAGCCCACCGUGGCCAAGAGGCAGUUUGGCGUGCUGCUGAGUCAAGACGGGUAACCAUGCUCUGUCCUCCGGCUUUGAGCCAUGGGGUUGAGUUGGCCAUUAAAAGAAAGACUUAUCUCUGC
This is a messenger RNA of Mustela erminea (ermine), 1515 nucleotides long. Its product is annotated as ubiquinol-cytochrome-c reductase complex assembly factor 1. The transcript is spliced from 10 exons. The record is from RefSeq and is a predicted model, not a curated record. The coding region runs from base 136 to 1032 and encodes 298 amino acids. Gene Ontology annotation, biological process: mitochondrial respiratory chain complex III assembly. Lineage: Eukaryota; Metazoa; Chordata; Mammalia; Carnivora; Mustelidae. Gene Ontology annotation, cellular component: mitochondrion.